Molecule: messenger RNA, 5190 nt
Organism: Xiphophorus couchianus (Monterrey platyfish)
Lineage: Eukaryota; Metazoa; Chordata; Actinopteri; Cyprinodontiformes; Poeciliidae
Product: SH3 and cysteine-rich domain-containing protein 2
Exons: 11
Coding region: 636-1925 (429 amino acids)
Biological process (GO): skeletal muscle contraction; positive regulation of protein localization to plasma membrane; positive regulation of voltage-gated calcium channel activity
Molecular function (GO): protein binding
Source: RefSeq, a predicted model, not a curated record
AGCCCUGAUUGAGGGUUGAAAACCGCCAAUCGUGCGUCUCAGACGCAUGGAAAGGCGUGUCUCGGAUAGCGCUUAAAAUUAUGUCUGUGCGUUUGUGAACUGCAGAGUUCGCUUUGAAUCUUUAGCCAGUUGAUCCCCUUAAAUCUUUCGGAGGAGUCAUUUUUUUGUGUUUUUUAUUUAUUUAUUUAUUUUUUUUAAAAAAAUGUUUUGAGAUUUGAGAUUCACACCGCGAGGCUGCGCUCCUCUGAAUCUUUUUUUGGCACCUGGAGAACGGAAUUUGUGCCACACUGGAGCUUUCUGGUGCGCGCCGGAGGACGAUCCACGGGGCAAUACAGAGAGGAGACAGAACCUUUGCUGAACGCAUGUCCACGCAUGGCCUGAAUACAAAUAAAGCAAAAUCAGCUGGUGUAUGAGCUGCACCAGUCUCUAAUUUACCCAAUAAGCGUGUGAUUGGUGUGGAGAGUCACCUCGCAGGAGCAGCAGCAGCAGCAGUGCGCACACUCCAUUUGACGUGGAUCUGCUCUCUGCCGGUGUUUCGCGUAAAGCAGUAAUACCACGCCGACUGAACCCAGUUUGAGGAGCUAAAAGUUUUUUUUGUAUUCUUGCUUGCAUCGACCUCCUCCGGCUCGGUACCAAUGAUGACUGAGAACAGUGAGAUGGAGAGCGACUCGCAGCUCCAGCGCUCCCCAAACAACAUGCCCAUCCAGCCGAUGACAUCCAAGCUCCAGAGAUUGAAACGCUCACUGUCCUUCAAGACCAUGAUGCGCAGCAAGAGCGUGGAGAACUUCUUUCAGAGGUCCUACAGCAACGCUCGCCUGCCCGCCGACUUUAUUACUGACCCACCACCGCCUUCUCCUCCGCUGCCACCCGGCUCCCCUCUCGUUGGCGAACGCUCACCCUCCAUUUCACCGUCUCUUAGCCCCAACCCCUCCAUCUGUUCCCACUCACCGUCUCUCAGCCUUUCUCCAUCACUGCCUGCAAAGCCUCCCCGAGCUCAGAUUAACCACUGUUUUCAGGACCACAUUUUUCGGAAGCCCACCAACUGCCAGCACUGCAAGCACAUGAUAGUGGGAAACUCCAAACAAGCUCUGCGGUGUAAAACAUGCAAGAUGGCUGCUCACCUGUGGUGCACAUCAGAACUCUCGCAGCAGCAAUGCCAUGGAAAGUCUGGAGCAUUCAAGCGAAACUUCAGCUCGCCGAUGCUCGUCAAUGACCAAUUGGCUGUCGUCAAGGAAGUUCAGCCAAGCCAGGAGGCUGCGCGGAUGCGUGUAGACCCCGUGUAUGCUGCCUUACGCUACGGGACGUCCUUGGCACAGAUGAGCCGUUCCAGUUUUGGCAGUUUAUCAGAAUCACCAACGCGCAGCUUGGGGGAGGGAGGUGAGGAGAGGCAGGAGAGACAGUGCAGCAUGGAGGAGGAAAUAACUCAGGAGAUGGGGGAAAUCCUCGCGCCGCUUCCAGACGCCGCUGUUCCAGAGGAAGAGAUGGAGAAGGAGGUGGAGCAGAGCUGCGAGCAAGCAGAGAUUCCUGCAGAGGACAGCAGUUCAAAGGUGCCCAAGCGCAUUGAAGUCCACUCCAUCCACACCUAUGUAGCACUCUACAGGUUCCUGCCUCAGGAGCUGAAUGACCUGGAAUUACAUCCUGGCGAUCGGGUGCAGGUCACAGACGAUUCUAAUGAGGAGUGGUGGAAGGGUAAAAGUGGUGACAGAGUCGGCUUUUUCCCUGCCAACUUUGUGCAAAGGGUCCGACCAGGGGAGAGGGUCUGGCGGGUCGUUCAGAGUGUUCCCGGAAACAGAGAAAAAGGACACAUGGCAGUGAGAGAGUCGCAGAUUUGUGUUGGGAAGAGAGAAGAUGGGGACAUUUUUCUGAAGCUGAGCAGUGGAAAGAAGAGAGGCCUGGUCCCUGCCGACUCCAUAGAGGAGAUCUGAACAUUAUUUCACUUUUACACUCUGACUCAAACUGUCAGCACCACACUCUGCCCCGCUCUCUGGAGAAAUGACCAUACAAUCCUCUGCAACCACACAGAAAAAUACACACUCCUGCCAAGAUCCGAUGCCACCGUCUCUGACAAACAUUUGUUUUCUCAGAGCAUUUAUUGACUGAUGUCCUGCACCCAAGGACGGUGAUUGACUCAACAUCUUAGACAAAGGCAAGCAGAGGUAAAUGUGGCUUUAAAUAAUUGGAUCGCAUUCAGUUUUGCCCGUCAAAAACACUUUUCCAACUGUGGGAGAACCUUUGAAUCCUGUUAUGGGAACAUCAUGCUUGUGUCAGUGUCCUUUUUCUUGCCUCUACCCACUCGGUGUGUCUCAUCACUAUCUGCUCAUUUCAGGGCUUUUUUUCCCUUUGGGCUGUUAUCACGUAUUGCUACUGCAACUACAGACUCUUUGCAAGGAACAACCACUGCCAUCCACUGAAAGCUACACUGCCACUAGAGAAACUUCUGGAUGAGAUGGAAGGAGGUCAUGCAAAUUUAAAGCCUGCAUCAGACAGUGCUUUAACUGAUAAAUGUAAAAAUGCAGAAAAUAAAUCCAUUUUUUUAAGAAAAAUUGAAGGCUCCAACGACCUUGUCACAGAUGUUUAGAUCUGUAUUUUCCAGUACAUAGAAAUAUUUAAAGUCAAAGGAAGUUAAAAGAAUUGGACCGUGUGAACAGGGGUGUCCAAAGUUUGGCUGGGGGCCAUUUGUGACCCUUGGACUGAUUUUUUGGGGCCCCCAACUGCAGUUCAAGAAUGAUACAAAUUCAUUUAUUAAACUUACUCUUAUAAAUCAGGGUAUGGUUUUCAUACAAUGGAAAAUGCUGAGUAAAAUUUUAUAAGUAGAACCAGGUCUAUCCAGAGGCUUUUACUGAGAAGCCGACUUUACCAAACUUGACCUUUACCAAACUCAGCUUUUAUUUAAUAUGUUAAUCUUGGCUAAGUGUAGCAAUCUGUUUGAAAGAAUGUGACCCAAAUCAUUAUUUUAUAACAAAGAAUAAAUAUGUUCAACUAAAAUAAAUUGUGCAAAAUCCUAAUUAUCCCAGUCUUGGAUCUACAAUGAAUUUUUGUUCUUUGAAUUUUAUAUUCUUUGCCCUCGAGUACUUCUGACUUGAUGAAUUUGCUCCAAGUUACAAAAAUUUUGGACACUCCUGAUGUAGAAAUAACAGUCAGUAUUUUGAAGCUUUAUGUGAGCGUAGAGAAAGAAUAAAAAGGUGUCAACAAGUGUGGAAGUUCACAAGCACUGCCCGGCGAUUUCUUAUUUUUUUUCUUACAAGUUUACCGCUGCUGUGAACAGCAGGAAAUAAAACGGAUCUGCAGCCAGCCGUUCCUGAAAAUAAAAACAGCAACGUUUUAAGGAUCUCUCUGGCUGUGACGACGAGCCUAAGUUUCUCUUACGGUUCAGAGGAGGAGGCGGCACAGCGAGAGAGAUGACACGAGCGUUGAACCGCUAUGAGUCGGCGUUCUUCGAGGCAACACUGUACCCAGGGGUGCAUGGGAGUCAUUCAUUGAUCAAAUGUCAGCCCGCCUUCCUUCCCUCCCAGUUUGGCCCUUCUUGUCUUCUUGUUAUUGAUGUGACUGGUCAGCUGUGAUAUAGAGUGAGCACAUUUUUUUUGCUUGAAUCCCAGAACACUUUGGAUAGUUUAGACAUCUAUUGUUAAUUUGUUCAUUUUGCAGCCAAUCUAAUGUGUUUCUUCAGUCAGGACCCCCCUUCCACCAGCUAGGGGAGACACACAGUUUGCAUGUGAAAGACAGAGAAAAUGACUUGAAUUAGAAAAUACAUUAGAAGUUAUAUAAAAUAUUUAUCAUUUAGAUAAAAGAAUCACUUUUUCAUCUGUAUUUCACACAUCAAAACUUUGAAAAGGUCUAAUCAAUAAGCAUCUUCUCCUGUAAAAAGUAAAAGUAGCAUUUUUGUUUUUUAAUUAUCACCAUUAUCUACAGUAUGUCGACAAACUAAUAUUGCAACUUCACCAUGAAAUUCUCCAGGUUAUUUGUGUCUUUUUGUCAAAAUGCAGCAUUAUCUUACAGAAUAUCUGCAGCAUCCUCUUCAGGGAUUAUUAAAGAUGUGUAAAAAGCCUUAAAAUUAUGAUUUUUUAAAAAUGCAGUAGGAUUUAAAACUAGAAAAAUUGGUCGUCUACCUGAAGAACAUUAACUCAGUAGGGUCAAAUUCAUUGUUAAGAAUGACCACAAAUGCUACAAUACUGAGAUCCCGGAAUAUUCCAAUUAAUUUCAAUUAAUGUAAAAAGAAUGUUAAUGCAAUUUAACCCUUCAAAAGAAAAACAAUUGUUUAAUCUGUAAUUUGUUUACUUUUUUUUAAUCCGUGUCUUCGAGCACCAUUCAAAUAAAGUGUUGAUCUCCAAGAUAUUGCUUCCUGAAAGCACCAGCUGGCCUAUACUUACUCAUAUCUGUGGUCAGAACAGUAAUUAAAAAAGGUACAAACACAUGGGACUGUGAAAGACAAGCUUGUUCCAGGACCCAAAAACCAAGAUGGUAAAAAAACGGAAAGGGGUAAAAUCUUGGUGGCCUGGAGUCUCCAAAUUAAUUAGAAGCUCACUACAUGCCAGCCGUCUGUAAAGUUUCUUCACAUUACUAGAACUUUAACCCCUUAACUGGCAUCCUAAAAAUGCUUACACGUAACGCAGUGGGUUCAUGAGGACACCCAUGUCAUCAUCACAGUUAGAAGGUUAACUAGACCUGUGCCUUGGUCCAAUGAUACUGAAGCUAAGCCCUUCUGAGGUUGGAUUUAAAAAAAUAAAAAUACCUAAUGUCCAAUGUUAAGUACAGUGGAGGAUCUGUGAUGCUGUGGGCAUGUUUCUGUCCCAUACAAUGCAUAAACGUUUUAAAAGACCAAUAUGUUUUGAAUAAAAAAAUCACUUAUGGAUCUUAUGUUACCACAUAUGAAAAGUCUUUCAGCAGGAAAACAUCUGUGCAAAUCAACAAAAAACAAAAAAAACUGGACUGAAAUACAUUUCAGUCCUGAACUAACUUUAAUGCUUUCUAGACAUCUUUCCCAAGGGUAAGAGUACCGGUAAUCUUGCAGAGGGCUGUGCAAAAGUGUAAGCUAACCCCGAUAUGUAUCAGCACCUUCUUGUUAUUUUACUCUGCGUAAGUUUGUGUCGCAUCGCACUUCUGAGGUUUCUAAAUGUAAAGUAAGCAUCUGGUGUCUAGUGUCACAAAGUCAAUGUUCCUCAACUUUACCUCAAUAAAAUGUCUUUACACAAA